Molecule: messenger RNA, 914 nt
Organism: Ruditapes philippinarum (Manila clam)
Lineage: Eukaryota; Metazoa; Mollusca; Bivalvia; Venerida; Veneridae
Product: myosin heavy chain, clone 203-like
Exons: 8
Coding region: 287-892 (201 amino acids)
Source: RefSeq, a predicted model, not a curated record
AAUACAAGAUACAUAUUUAUAAAAUUAUAAUUAAAACAAUAUCACGUCUUGAAAGGAUGUCAAGUAAAUAGUAUAGCGACGGUUAAUGAUAAAGUUUCUUUAAGGCCGAAAGAGGAAGUUUAUUAUACACGUACUUGUGGUUUUUUUCAAUCGUCAUAACUUUUCAGUGGCGCGUUUAUUUCAUUCAAUAAAUAUCGAUGAGUCAGUGACACCAGGUUAUAACGUAGUGAACAAGAUUGAAGAUAUUCUCAGUUUAUAUAGGAUAUAAAGUAAAAUAAGUAGAACAAUGGCAUAUUUGUACUUGAAAUUAUCAACUUCCAAAGAGCUAAAUACAUCAUCAGAGUCAUUAUCUUCAAAUCUAUCGACAUCAGACAACUCAUUUACAUGGUCGAGCGAAGAAAAAGAAGAAGAUGAAGUUUAUUUCCAGAACAAUUUAGACGUCUCUGACGAAUGUGAAUGUGAUCAAUGUUACUCGGGGGCUUAUAGAAAAUCAGCGUGUGGCCCAAGGACAGUGUGUUGGUUUAUUUCAUCAUUAAAUAAUGAGAUUACAGACCUGCGAAAUAGCAAACAACAUCUCCAGGAAAAUUUGAUUAAGAAAGAUAGGGAAAUAAAGGAUAACAAUUCGGUAAUUGAGAAAUUAGAAGAGCAAUUCAAAAUGGUGAGUGAGAAACUUGAGCAAAUACGUAACACAACUGAUAAACGUAUACAAGAACUUGAAGAGCAACUGAAUGAAAAAGAUCAAAAUACAACGGAGAAGACUAAGGCGAUUCAUUCUUUGGAAAAUCAAUGCAAAAUUACACAAGAACUUGAAGAAAAACUGAAUGAGAAAGAUAGAGAUAUAAUAGAGAAGAAUGAAGUGAUUGUCGCUUUGGAAAACCAAUGCAAAUUGUAAGUUUAACCAGCAAAAAAUAACA